Molecule: messenger RNA, 2163 nt
Organism: Beauveria bassiana ARSEF 2860
Lineage: Eukaryota; Fungi; Ascomycota; Sordariomycetes; Hypocreales; Cordycipitaceae
Product: DASH family cryptochrome
Exons: 2
Coding region: 1-2163 (720 amino acids)
Biological process (GO): photoreactive repair
Molecular function (GO): FAD binding; damaged DNA binding; deoxyribodipyrimidine photo-lyase activity
Source: RefSeq, a predicted model, not a curated record
AUGACUGCCAGCAGAGUUCUCGUCUACCUGCUACGCCGCGACCUGAGACUUGCUGAUAAUCCCGUUUUCCAUCGUCUCACCUCGACUUCGGAUCAUGGAUUCACUCACUUGCUUCCCGUUGUCGUAUUACCUCCCGACCAGAUCGAAACGUCCGGCUUCCUCAAGUCUGACCAAACUUCUCCUUUCCCGCUAGCUAAGAGCAGAGUGGGCAAGUUCUGGCGCUGCGGCCCUCAUCGCGCAAAGUUCUUUGCGGAGGCUGUUUGGGAUCUGAAGAAUACCCUUUCUUCCCACCAGAGUGGUCUCAUCAUCCGCGUUGGACCCCCCGCCGACGUUGUUCGCGCCAUUAUCCAGCAUCUGCAGUGCUCGGGUGAGGCCGCUGUUGCCGCUGUCUGGAUGACUGACGAUGUGCCUUGGGAAGAGAAACGACAACAGGACGACAUAUCCGCCGUAUGCAAUAGUGCCAAUGUCGACUUUACCCUCAUUCCCGAUGAGAAAUACUACAUUGACGAUCGCGAUGUCGAUAUUGCUACCCAAGAGCUUCCUGAUGUCUUCACGACCUACCGCAAAUCACAAGAGCCACUGCGCGAAAAGCCUCGAGCAGUAUACCCCAACAUGAAGUCUUCUCUUCCUCCGUUGCCGCCAGACACUCUGAUACCGCCACAGGCUGUGCCUUUUCAGAUACCGGAUGACCUUGAUACCUUCCAGAAAUACCUCUCAAAGCCCCUUGUUUUCGACUUGCCGAAUCCUCCCGUCAACCCCGAAGACGCCAAAUCCGCCCAUCCCUUCCUCGGCGGCGAGCAGAGCGCAAUUGAUCGAUUGCAGCACCUUGUUAAAUCUGGAGCCGCUUCGUCUUAUUCCGACACACGCAACGGGCUUCUCGGCGUCGACUUCAGCACCAAGCUAUCAGCGUUUCUCUGUCUGGGCUGUUUGACUGCUCGCCAGAUACACAGCGAACUGGUCAAGCUUGAAGAUGGCACGGACGAAAAGUACCAAGACGCUCCUGGAUACGGGCAGGGCGAAAAUAACGGCACCAAGUCCAUUCGCUUGGAACUGCUUUGGCGCGAUUAUAUGCGACUUUGUACCAAGAAAUUCGGCACAAAGCUGUUCGCUGCCUCUGGCUUCCGAGAAGUUGAUGGGUAUAACAAGAAGUGGAAAACAGCCAACAGCGCCACGGCCAGCUCCGAUCAGCAUCCCUCCCCGCAGAAAAUCGGCGAAAUUAUACAGCGAUUCUUGCAAGGCAAUACUGGAAUGGGCCUGAUCGACGCAUCUCAGCGGGAGUUGUUCGCCACCGGCUACACAUCGAACCGAGCUCGACAGAACGUCGCCAGUUUCUUUGCCAAACACCUUGAUAUCGAUUGGCGCUACGGAGCAGAGUGGUACGAAUGCAUGUUGGUCGAUUACGAUGUCUCUUCCAACUGGGCUAAUUGGCAAUACGUCGCUGGUGUGGGUAACGACCCCCGUGGCGACGCGCGCAUUUUUAACCCGGUCAAGCAAGCCUUUGAUUAUGACAAGCAAGGAGACUACGUGCGCGCUUGGGUGUCUGAGGUACGCGGCUUUGAUAAUGCUGAAAACGUGUUUCAAGCCUGGACAGCGACGCCAGAGCAACUCGAAGAGCUCAAUCUCACAAACAACGUCAUGGUCACGGAUCCACUGAAGAAGAUUGACUUCACCGUUGACCGCAAGCCCAAGUCACAGCGACGCCCAUUUGCUCGAGGAAGAGGAUCAUCCAACGGACGAGGUGGAAGGCGAGGGGGUGGCUCAAAUAGUUUUGGUCGCGGGGGCAUGUCCAUGCACACGCAGGCGCACAUGGUUCCUGUACCCAUGGACGGCAUGGUUCCGGGUGGCCUUCCGUCAAGUCCUUCCAUGUACGGCACAGGUGGUAUGGGAUACGACCAGCAAGGCUAUGCUUGGAGCCCGUCUCCGAUGGGUAUACCGCCGCAUCUUCAUCACGGAGCGCCGUCAUCUCAUCACUGGGGCGGAAAUGCCGGUGCUCCGGUCGUGAGCAGCGGCUGGGUCUCUGGUGGGCCAACCAUGUUUAACGAGUACAACAGCAUGCACGGGAAUCUACCUCAGCCCGCCAUGCACUACCGGGGUCGUGGCAACGGUCGUGGCAACUUCCUGGGCAGGAUGCCCCAAGGCAGAGGAGGGUAUAUGCCCAACUAG